AUGAAAACGAAUCAAGAGCGUUUGUUUGGUUCAACAAAACUAUUUGAAAUUCCAGCUACCUUAAGACGAAAUCAUUAUGGGUCUGUUGCCAUAACAUUUUCAACUUUAGCCUUUACACGUUUUAAAUGUGAUCUUGUGUCAGAUGUCAAAGUUAUAAGUAUCUGGUAUAAGAUAUAUGAUAUGACCAUAAAAUUUAAAAAACAGAAGGGAAACAAAACUGAACUUCAUUCACUGCUGAAGCUGACCGAGUUCUGUCAAUCUCAAAGCAUUUAUAAAGUGGAGUUUAAUUCACUUCUGCUCUUUUAUACGCAUUUCACUGACAGAGACCUGCAUUAUCUCGAGGAAAAACUAGCAGAUAUGACCUGA
This is a messenger RNA of Clunio marinus, 366 nucleotides long. NCBI's taxonomy places the organism in Eukaryota, Metazoa, Arthropoda, Insecta, Diptera, Chironomidae. The record is from the annotation of a GenBank genome assembly.